Molecule: messenger RNA, 784 nt
Organism: Oncorhynchus tshawytscha (Chinook salmon)
Lineage: Eukaryota; Metazoa; Chordata; Actinopteri; Salmoniformes; Salmonidae
Product: cytochrome c oxidase subunit 5B, mitochondrial
Exons: 4
Coding region: 62-442 (126 amino acids)
Biological process (GO): mitochondrial electron transport, cytochrome c to oxygen
Cellular component (GO): mitochondrial envelope
Source: RefSeq, a predicted model, not a curated record
CAGUGUGCUGCCAGUUGUAUUGCGACUUCUUAAACAGCAGUGCUUUCGACCAGAAGGAGAAAUGGCUGCAAGGUUAUUGCUUCGGUCGGCCGUCAGGGCCGCAACAACUUGCCGGGCCGCCCCGGUCCCUGCUCUCACCCGCGGCAUGGCGGUUGGUGGCAUCCCCACCGACGAGGAGCAGGCCACUGGUCUGGAGAAGAUAGUUAUGAAGGCUGCGCAACAGGGCGCGGACCCCUACAGCAUGUUGAAGCCCAAAGAGUAUGCUGGCUCAAAGGCUGACCCCCAUCUGGUGCCCUCCAUCACUACCAAGAGGAUUGUGGGCUGUGUCUGUGAGGAGGAUAACACUGCAGUGGUGUGGUUCUGGCUCCAUCAGGGCGAUGCUCAGCGCUGUCCCUCAUGUGGCUCCCACUACAAACUGGUGCCCCACGAGCUGCCCCACUAAAAUUCUGUUAUUUCAGGAAGUGUGUUUGCACGGGGAGUUAGGUGUUUUAAAUUAGAAUGUUGGGCCUCUGUUUACCCUUUGGCUUCUUUUAAUCAUGUGUUUGCUGUCCAAUUUAUCUUUAUCUCAUCCUAACGUCUACUUGAAAAUCUAUCUAACCUGCUAACCUCAAUGUCAGUCUGAUCACAGGACCAGUUAUUGUUUAAAACUUACCGAAGGCCUAGGCCUAAUGGUGUGGGACGCAAUGUUAUUUUUCAAGCAAUUCCAUUCAAACAGCAGUUUACGUUGAUGUAUGUACUGUACACUUGGUCUUAUCAAAUCAAUAAAGUAUACUCCUUAACUCCU